CUGUGUUACAGAAGUUUGUUUAACUUGUUUCGAACGACUCGUUCACGGUCGGGCAGUAAUAACUGCAACAUUGUGUCACUUCGUCCAGAUCCAUGCUGUUCAUCGUCUAAUUCAGAUCCACGGUCUACAUUAAGUUCAAUGGAAGAAAAGCGUAGUUCAUCAGUUAGUCGCCGACGACGACCACGUUCAGCACAUCUUGACCCCAAUACUUUAGUUUUUCCACCGAGAGAAAUGCCAGUACAAAAUAUUAAUGAAUUAUAUAGGCGAAUUGAAAAAUUGGGUGAAGGAAGUUAUGCGGUUGUGUAUAAAAGUGAGAGCAGAAGUGAUGGAAGUAUUGUCGCAUUGAAAGAAAUAAAAAUUCAUAAUCAAGAAGGGCUGCCAUUUACUGCCAUCAGAGAAGCCUCACUGCUACGUGCUUUACGUCAUUCUAACAUCGUUACUUUGCACGACAUAGUGCAUGAGCAGAAUGCAUUAAUUUUUGUUUUUGAAUAUAUGAAAACUGAUUUAAGUAAGUAUUUGGAAUUGCAUAGUUCUGGACUCGAGCAAAUGCAAGUGCGAAUAUUUUUAUUUCAAUUACUUCGAGGUCUUGCAUUUUGCCAUGCGAAGAAAAUUCUGCACAGGCAAGAAGUAGACUUAAAGCCGCAAAACUUGCUGCUAAAUGAUAAUGGUGAAUUGAAAUUGGCUGACUUUGGAUUAGCUCGUGCGAAAUCUGUUCCGAGUCGAACUUAUUCCCACGAAGUUGUCACUCUUUGGUAUCGACCACCAGAUGUAUUAUUAGGCUCAACAAAUUACUCAACAUCACUCGAUUUGUGGGGUGUUGGAUGUAUAUUUGCAGAGAUGUGCACAGGUGCAGCACUUUUUCCAGGUACAAAAGAUAUCACUGAUCAACUGGAUAGAAUAUUUAGCAUAAGAGGUGUACCAAACACAAAAAAAUGGCCAGAAGUCUUGAAAUUGCCACAUUAUGCAUCCAACUUUUAUCCACCUUACGAAGAAUUAGCAUGGGAAGAUGUGCACAAAUCUCUAUUACAAUUAAAAAAUGGCCAGUCAUUAUUAUCACAUUUUUUACAGCUAAAUCCAUCAGAUCGGAUAUCAGCGAAUGGUGCAAUGAUGCACCCAUACUUUGCUUGCUUUCCUUCCAGUAUUCAUCUCUUGCCACCAACAGUUUCCAUCUUUUCGUUACCUGAAAUACGAUCUCUUCAGUACUCAAGUCUUCUACUUUAA
This is a messenger RNA of Thelazia callipaeda (thelaziosis nematode), 1221 nucleotides long. Lineage: Eukaryota; Metazoa; Nematoda; Chromadorea; Rhabditida; Thelaziidae. The record is from the annotation of a GenBank genome assembly.